Zeugodacus cucurbitae (melon fly) is the source of this 2442-nucleotide messenger RNA. RefSeq lists its product as uncharacterized. NCBI's taxonomy places the organism in Eukaryota, Metazoa, Arthropoda, Insecta, Diptera, Tephritidae. The record is from RefSeq and is a predicted model, not a curated record. The coding region runs from base 289 to 1665 and encodes 458 amino acids. The transcript is spliced from 2 exons.
CUGUGACAGAUACCGAAGGAUGACGACUGCUACUUGUGCGGACAUUUUAAAUUUUCAAUAAAUAUAUCUUUCCAAGUGAAUAAAAUUGUAAAAUCAUAAAAAAAGUGCAAAAUAAACUUAAUAGUGACAUUAGACAAUAGAUUUGAAGUGGAAAUUUGCAACAGUUUGCAGUUAAACUCAAUAAAAAGAAUUUCUCUAACACGCAAAAACAGACAUCGAACACGUGUUGAUUUCACAUUUUGAGUGCAAAUAAAACAAAAUAAAUAAGGUAACAUUAAAUUUUCUAAAAUGAACAGAAAGGGCGGGGGGCAGGAAUGUCCCUCAGCCUAUAACUCUACCAUCAGAAGCAGAAGCAGUAGCCGGAGAAGACAAGAUUCACCACAGCAGGAUGAACAAGAAGCACAAUUAGCCAUGAAAAAUAACACAAUUCAAAACAAACCUAAUUACACAUAUAACUCUAACCAUAAAGGCCCUUUUAUGGUAUACGCAGAUAAAAUAUCAAAUAAUGGUGAAAAACAACCUAUCAACGCAAUCAGCUUAAAUAAAUACAUUAUAAACAACAAAAUUCCCGAUAUUACGGACAUCAAAAAAAUUGGAUUUGGAAGAUGCAGACUUCUAUUCAAAAACGGCAACGCAGCCAACAAAUUUUGCGAAAUAACACACGGGGAAUACGAAGGCAAAAUAUUUGCUCAUUUUAUUUCCAAAAUUGGAAUUAUCUUUGACAUCCCAACUGAAAUAUCUGAAGACGAACUAUUAAAGGACAUAAUUUCACCAGUGAACAUUAAACAAAUCAUAAGAAUAACGAGAAAAGUCAACGACGAAGUCAUCCCAACUCGUAGAAUAAAGAUCAUUUUUGAAGGCUUAGAAAUACCAACUGAAAUAAUUUACUCAUAUACAAAAAUUCAAGUCAAACCUUUCAUUUCAUUCGGACAGUGCUACAAUUGUCUCAGAUUUAAUCACUUUUCAAAACACUGCAAACAACAGAAAAAAAUAUGCGCACAAUGUGGCCAAUCUCAUGAACUCAACAACAAAUGUAAUACAAUCUCCUGUACCAACUGUGAAGGAAAUCACAGCGCAACAGACAAAAACUGCCCAGCCAGAAUCAAAGCCUAUACUAUCAAAAAGAUUAUGACAUUGGAAAACAUCACUCAAAUGGAAGCAAGACUAAAAUAUUCAAAUAUCUUCGGGAACAGAUUUUCAAUUUUAAAAGACAACACAACAUUAGAUACAGAAUUUCCACAACUCCCAACUGGUCAAAAAAGAAAACUUUAUAACAAUGCAACUGAAGCGGCAAAACACAUACACCAACAAUACUCCUACGCGAAAGUAACAAAAAUUAAUACAAAUAGAAAUCGAGAAGAAAGUAAUGCCAAUAAAACUAUGGCGGAUUGGAAAAAACUUACACAGGAAAAUAUACACACAAAUAAACAUGCACAACUAGCUUUUCCCACAGAGAUACAACAACUCAUACAAAAACAAGAUGACUUAGCAACAAAAAUCAACCAUUCUAUAUCCAACUUUUUAACAACAAACCCCAGCAACAAAAACACCAAAGACUAUCAUGAUAUGCUCAUAAAAAUCCAAAAUGAAUUUAGACAAAUGAAUGUCUACACAGACUUGUGGAAAAUAAACAACGAAACACUGAAUGAUAAUUUUACAAUAUAACAUCCAAAGUUUAAAAAAACACAACAACAAAGAACUUUUAGAAUUAACCCUAACAAACAAAAAUAUAGACAUAGCCCUUCUCAACGAAACAUGGCUAAAUGAUAACAGCUCAACAUCACUGGCAAACUACAAUUUUGUAGGUAAAUUUCGAAGGGAUGGCUACGGAGGAGUAGGCAUUUAUAUCCGAAAGAACAUUAAAUUUUCAUUAAUAAAAAUCACAACAAAUGCGGAAAUUAUUGGUAUAACAACUCUAAACCUAAAAACUAAUAUAAAUAUAAUUACCAUAUACUGCCCACCAAAUAUGUCCAAUGCAAACUUCAAAGAGGAAUUAUUCAAAACAUUCUCUUUGGCUAAAAACUUAAAAUUUAAAACAAUAAUAGGAGGAGACUUUAAUUGUAAAGCAACACUUUGGGGAAGUGAUAGCAACGACAACAAGGGCACCAUACUGGAAAAUAUAGCAUCAGACUGUGGAUUUGAUUGCUUAAAUGAGGGUACUCCAACAUACCGACAAAAUAAUCACACCUCCCAUAUAGACAUCACUUUCUGCAACAAAUAUCCAGUUAAUAUAGAAUGGAAAGUCCUAAACACAAAAAUCUCCAAAAGUAACCACUACCCUAUCCUAAUCAAACUUAACCAAACCUUCGACAAAAAACAACAAAAUACACACAAAAUUCUACACAACAAAGUUAUCACGGAUAUUCCAAAAUUAAAAAUCGGACAUACAUUACAAGAAGUAAACAGUUCUUUCAAAUCACUAAUUCAAAAAAACACAAUUCA